Entamoeba dispar SAW760 is the source of this 690-nucleotide messenger RNA. Its product is annotated as phosphatidylcholine transfer protein, putative. The record is from RefSeq and is a predicted model, not a curated record. NCBI's taxonomy places the organism in Eukaryota, Evosea, Mastigamoebida, Endamoebidae. The transcript has a single exon. Bases 1 to 690 code for a protein of 229 amino acids. Gene Ontology annotation, molecular function: lipid binding.
AUGUUAAAACCAAUAUCAGAAGAAGAAUUUAUUAAUUUUAGAAAUAUUUGUAUUAAAAAUGAUAAUUUUACUGAAUAUAGUAAAGAAGGAAAUACAAUAUGUUAUCAAGGAAUAAAUAUUAAACCAGGAUAUUUUUGUACAAAAGCAAUAACAACUGAUUUAUUUGUAAAAUAUUCAGUUCAACAAAUUUUUGAUUUUUUAAAUGAUGAAAAUUUUAGAAAUCAAUGGGAUUCGUUAUUAAUGAGUAGAGAAAUUAUUAAACAAAUUGAUGAUUGUAAUCAAAUUAUUCAUUAUUGUACAAGUCUUCCAAUGAUUUCUAAACGAGAUUAUGUAUAUUAUAAAAGUAUAUGGAUGAGUGAUGAUAAAGAAGAAUUUAUUAUUUUAAAUAAAUCAGUUAAUAUUCCUGAAUGUCCUGAAAUAAAUGGUUUUGUUAGAGCAUUAUGUGAAAUGAGUGGAUAUAUGGUUAAAAAAAAUGAAAAAGGAGAAAAUGUUUUUUAUUAUUAUGCUUAUAAUGCUUUUGGUGGAUGGGUUCCAACUUGGGUUGUUAAUUCUUUAAUUUCUUCUCAAGGUUAUUCAUUAUUAAAAAAAUUAUCUGAAUGUUGUGAAAGAUAUCCAGAAUGGAAAAAAACACAUAAUCCUGAAGAAAAACCAUGGAAUUUAUUAAAAGAUAAAGUUAUAAUUCCUAAAUAA